Brugia malayi is the source of this 1260-nucleotide messenger RNA. RefSeq names its product Nematode astacin protease protein 30, putative (gene Bma-toh-1). The record is from RefSeq and is a predicted model, not a curated record. Lineage: Eukaryota; Metazoa; Nematoda; Chromadorea; Rhabditida; Onchocercidae. Gene Ontology annotation, molecular function: zinc ion binding; metalloendopeptidase activity. The transcript is spliced from 9 exons. Bases 1 to 1260 code for a protein of 419 amino acids. Gene Ontology annotation, biological process: molting cycle, collagen and cuticulin-based cuticle; proteolysis.
AUGACUAUUGUGGCCCAAUUAUCACACCUUAUUAUUUUAUUACUACCUAUUGAAAUAUGUGAAGCAAUAUUGUUAAUAAACACAACAUUACCAAUGCUACCCGGUAUGGAUGUGAUGAGUUCAAAUAAGGAAUUACACAUUGGUAUCAUCGAACGAGUAUCCAAAAGUGAAUUCAGUUGGCUCAGGCGUCGACGUCAAAUUAUUGCUGGACCAUUAUAUGAAUGGCCAUCCAUAACAAUCCCCUAUAUUAUAUGGGGUGGAGAUUAUGCUUUUCGAAAUCUUAUCCGACGUGGAAUACGUAUGUGGGAAGAAGCUACAUGUUUAAGGUUUCAAGAAAAUUUGCAAGCAAGAGAUGCAAUCAGAUAUGUACUUGAACGAGGUGAUAGUUGUUUCACAGAAUAUAUUGGAAGAAAUGGAGGAUAUCAGGAUAUCAUCAUAGGGAGCGAAUGUGCCGAGGAAUACGUUGUGGCACACGAAACAGGACAUGCACUGGGCUUCUGGCAUACCCAUCAACGGCCUGAUCGGGAUCGAUACAUCUCAAUCAACUGGAAAAAUGUUAUGGAUGAAGCUACAGCAUCUUUCAUGCCAUUUCGGAGUAUGCUUCAAGCAUUUGGUAUUAGACAAAUAUCACCUCGACGUAUACCUUAUGAUUAUGGUUCAUUAAUGCAUUAUCAUGCUGUGGCGCAUGCUGUCCGUGUAUCUGAUUUCACUAUUGUUCCCAAGGAACUGAAAUAUGUAACGACUAUGGGUACCGAGAAAAUGGCUUUUUUGGAUGCCAAAGUGAUCAAUGAUAUCUACUGCUUAAAUGCUUGUGCAGGUCGACGACUACGGCGUUGUUUAGCAGGAGGUUACCCAGAUCCAAAUAAUUGCAAUCGAUGUCGAUGUCCAGAGGGUCUAGGUGGCUAUGAUUGCAGUAUAUUGCAACCAUCGACAUGUGGUGCUGAAUUACAUGCAACAGAUAAAUGGCAAACAUUAACCAGUCCAAAAGGUGGAAAUAUCGAUUGUUAUUGGAGGAUAUCGGUUCCGGCUGGAAAUCGAGUACGUUUUCGUCUUAGUGACGGAGAAUUUCCAUGCUCAUACGGGUGCCAAUCAUAUGUAGAAAUUAAGCAUAAGCUUGAUAUUAGGUUGACUGGUUUUCGAAGUUGUUGCUAUCGACCAAAAGAAGAUUCUAUAUCAGAGAGUAAUCAAAUUUUCGUUAUCUUCCAUCCAAAUGGAAAAAUGGCAAGAUUCACUCUUCGAUAUAUCAGACAACAAUUAUAG